AUUUCUUCAGACUUUGCUGACCAUAGUCGGCGUGUGAAUGUGGCGGAUUCCUAUAUCCUGCCAUUGAACACAAAGGGGUGUAUUUUACAGGGACCGGGAUUCGCCUCUUGUUACGCCUAGCUUACUUUGCUUUUUCGUCAGCAAGCCUGUUCAGCUUGGCAGCUUCCGACUUCUAUGUUACCACUACACCAUCACAGUCUCAUGUGAAGACGAGAAUUGGGCAACUCUCUCCACAUAUAUAUGGAUUUUGAUUAAUUCGCAGAGCCCAAAGCGGAGUACACCGCUGUUUCAUGUUCGCGUUGAGGUUCUCAUUCGUUCGGAGAAGAAUGUCAGAUACACCUGGCUUCAUACCAUUUGAACAUGUCUGCUGAGUCAACGCUCGAGGAUGACCCGACGUAUAGUCAUUUUGCCCAUCGGGAGGAGUUUCUCAAGCUGCUGUCCGAACUGCUUGCCAGACAGCUCGACAUCGACCCGAGUGCAGCUCAGGAUGCAGAGGAGAUCAAGCUAGUCGAAGCUCUUAGUUCCAUUCUGGACUACUAUCUUCCUCAACCUGGCCUGCUGGAUCCCUCCCUUGGCGAGAUCGUGCCACCCCUCAUGAAUGCUCUGGCGUCUGCCGUGACGAUCUUGACUAAAGAGCAACCUGGCACUCUCUCAAGAAAGAGACUUGGCCGGCUUGGCAAGGUGGUCAACUGGAUAAUCAAAGUCAGGGGAUGGAAAAGCAUUGUGCCAUAUUUUCCUUCAACGAUAACGCUGCUUCCAGCUCUCGUGCAAAUCUUAUCCCCUUCCUCCGUUCCCAGCAGCUCAUCAUCACCACCAUCCCUCCAGCACCCACUCGUAUCUGGCGAAGACGUAUGGGAACUACGUGCCGUCAUCUUACUGUGGCUCUCCUUGCUCCUCACCGUUCCUUUCGACUUGUCGGCACUCGGCGAGUCUUCGGCUCCUCUUCCUGGCGCAACACAGGUCGAUCUCAGCGCGUUCAAAGUAUUGUUCUCGAACACUGUCUCGGAUACGGCUCGUGACAUCACCCUGCUCACUUUACCUCUUCUGCAUCGACCUGGCAAAGAAGGCUCUUACGCCGCCCUUGCGCUCGCUCGCUUGUUCGCUCGAUCGGACGGAGUCAUCGGGCUUUCUGGCUUCCUAAGCUGGGCAGGAAAGGAGCUUGAAGAAGGUGAACGGGAAUCGGAAGCCAACUUUGUGGCAUCUCUGUUGGAAUUCUUGGCUGUACUGCCGGCAUCUGUACCUCAUCAACAUCUCACAGACAUACAACUGUUCACGGACUCUAUCCUCUUGCCGCAUCUACGGGGCAGCAGGACGGCAGCGAGUAGUGGUCUUGUCCGUAAACUGGCCGUCAAGGCCAAAGGAAGAUGGUGGCUGGCUGUCCUGUCUAACCAGAAAGAUGGUGGGAGAAGUCUCCUUGAUGGCCUGGAGGACCAGCUUGGCGAUCUGCUGGGGUCAUUAAGUGACAAGGACACAAUAGUCCGGUACUCGAGCGCCAAGUACCUCGCCCGUAUGACCGCUCUGUUGCCAGACUCGCUAGGACAGCAGAUGGUGGACGCCACGAUCCAAUGCUUUUCGGGUACAGACGAGGAGCCAGUCGUGGAGACUGCGUACGGAGUGGUUGUCGAUCCAGGCGGCACAGAUGCUACAGAGGGUACGAUGGGGCUGGGAGGACUCGAAUUAACACGAGGGGAGGCGAGAUGGCAUGGAUGCUGUCUUGCGAUUGCUGAGAUGGCGCGAAGGGCGCUGAUCCGUGUUCAAGCUGUCCAGCAGGUAGUUCAGUGGGCUCUCAAGGCCUUAAUGUUUGAUUUGCGAAAAGCUGGUCACUCUGUUGGAGCGAAUGUUCGAGAUGCAGCGGCUUAUCUGGUCUGGUCACUGUCCAGAGCUUGUACACCAGCUGCCAUCCAGCCUUAUGCUGAAGAACUAGCGACUCGUCUUAUUUGUGUCGCAUGCUUUGAUCGUGAAGUUGGUGUCAGACGUGCUGCUAGUGCUGCCUUCCAAGAGGGAGUCGGACGAUUGGCAUUGUACCCAGAAGGUAUAGAAGUCCUCAGGCAUACCGACUUUUACUCCGUCAGCGUCAGGCGGAUGGCCUUUCGUGACGCCGCUCCGCAGGUUGCUAGGCAUGAAGUGUAUCGGAGAGCCAUGAUCAACCACCUACACGAAGUCACAAUCCGACACUGGGAUGCUGCUGUUCAGACACUGGCGUCAGAGGCUCUGAGGGAGAUGCUUGGGCUGUCUGAUUCAAGAGCUCUGAUCACAUCGAUCCGCCGAGAGCUGGAGGUGUUAUCUCAUUUGGACGCCAUCAGUGUCCGGGGAGCUGUAUUUGCCUUGGCGCAGAUCUGUCUACUGCUUCGCGCAAACGACGUGCUUCGCGAAGAGAUCGUUACGACCAUUUCUAAGAUCCGUCCGGCGGUUCUAGUGUCUUCACAAGCUUCGGACAUUCUCCAGGGCAUCGCAAGCCUCAUCAAGGGAUGUCUAUCCCCUGAUUGCUGUGAUUCUGCGACAAUCAGGCAUAUCUACCUCAAGUUCAGGGACGGGAACAUACGCCGCAAAGAACCAGAGUGCCACUUUGCCGCUGCUUCUCUUGUCGCACGAUACAGCGAGCUUAGGGACGUCUCAGAUGAAGUGCAUACCUUCCUCGCAUUGCUGGCUUCUGGCACUGCAGCUCAGCGCCAAGCCUCUGCCUUGUGUCUUGGAGCUGUUUCGUACAGGCUGUCAGCUAGCUCUCUGCCAGCCGCACUCGAGGGGCUCCUGCGCCAGCUUGAGCCCAGUCAGAAGGCGGACGUUGAGACCCGCAGAUCAGCUGUAUCCGCCCUAGCCCGGGUCUGUUGUCAAGUUUCAAUCGACUCCCAGCGCCUCACGCCUCUUAAACUGUUCCAGAGAAGUCAUGCUGCCUGUAUUUCAGCUUUGAGCGACUAUGCGACCGACCAGCGCGGAGAUGUUGGGUCCUGGGUUCGAGUAGCUGGAAUAGCUUCUCUCGGACAAUUAAUGAGCUUCGUUGGCAGCCUACCUGACCCGCUACAUCUUGUGGAUCAGGAAUCUUUCGAUCUCACGAUAGCGUGCCUCGCGAAGCAAGGUGCUGAAAAGCUUGAGCCCGUUCGUGCGGAAGUGUGGCGGUCUGUACACAAAUUGAGAGUCGCAAAUGCUGCGUACACUUGGCAAUGGGACGCUCCUAAUGUUUGGGACCUGCCCAUGCACGACUUGAGUGAUGAAUCGUUCCGUUACAUCAGACUCGAUGAGUGGUACUUGUCAGCGAUGCCUCUAUUGGCCACCAAAUAUCGAUCUUCCUUCGUUUUCGGGCUACUUCAGAGCAUUGGGUCCCAAAUGACUACCACGGCAGAUAUAAUUCUGCAAAUUCUGGAUGGGUAUCUCCAGACACAUCGUGAUCGGGAAGGCAUUCUUCGAGGCAUCUUGCAAGACAUUGAGAGGGAGAUGACGGAAAAUUUCACCUCCAACAGAAUCUUCAUUCCUGCCACCGUUGCGGCGGGCAAGCUGCUCACUACCGUCUUCAAUGCGAACGAUUCGUCCUCCGAGCUGACUGCGACCGUGUCCAAUAUCCUAAUCACUGCAAGCAAGGGACUCGCGACCAUCAAAUCCGUUGACCGCAUCACUGCCGUCAUGUCGCUUGUCAUGGUGACCAUCAAACGUCCUGGACCUCAAUUACGAAAGCAAGCGAUCACGAUCAUUCCCCGCUUGCUGAGCCACCGAUUUCCAAGGGUCAGAUCACUGACGGCUGAGAAACUCUAUCUCGCCUUGACAGAGGAUGGUGAUGAUGUGGAUCCAGAGCUUGAAGACUUGCUUUUGGGCGUUGCAUGGGCCACUGAGGAUGUCGAUGAAGACCGACUCAAGAUGGUUUCAGAUCUCUUGUACCAGCAAUUGGUCCAGGCUUGAAUCUUGCGGGAAAACACGACGGAGAUUCAACACGCCGGUUUAAU
Kockovaella imperatae is the source of this 3932-nucleotide messenger RNA. RefSeq names its product armadillo-type protein. The transcript has 17 exons. Lineage: Eukaryota; Fungi; Basidiomycota; Tremellomycetes; Tremellales; Cuniculitremaceae. The record is from RefSeq and is a predicted model, not a curated record. Gene Ontology annotation, biological process: tubulin complex assembly; microtubule cytoskeleton organization; post-chaperonin tubulin folding pathway. The coding region runs from base 361 to 3888 and encodes 1175 amino acids. Gene Ontology annotation, molecular function: beta-tubulin binding; GTPase activator activity.